Suncus etruscus (white-toothed pygmy shrew) is the source of this 4529-nucleotide messenger RNA. It is a transcript of the gene CCP110, whose product is annotated as centriolar coiled-coil protein 110. The transcript has 16 exons. The record is from RefSeq and is a predicted model, not a curated record. Gene Ontology annotation, cellular component: centriole. Bases 310 to 3357 code for a protein of 1015 amino acids. Gene Ontology annotation, biological process: centriole replication; centrosome duplication; regulation of cytokinesis. Lineage: Eukaryota; Metazoa; Chordata; Mammalia; Eulipotyphla; Soricidae.
GCCAGCGGCGGCCGUUGCCAGGAGCCCGCGUUGCCGCCGGAGCCCCGUAAUAUGGCGGGGAGGAGGAGGAGAAGGCGGCGGCGCAGCAUUUACUGAGCCUGUGGGCUUCGUGCUCAGGCCGCCGGGGCGCAGGGAGAAGAGAGCGAGAGGGCCGGGGGAGAUCAGGUUCCUACUCUGUGUUGGCACUGGGAGGUGAUGACGUGGUGAGCAAGCCUGAGAAAGUGCUUAUGGAGCUUCCAUUCUGGUGGAAGAAGACAGAAGCCAAGGAAAUAAAGACCAUCUUUUCGCAUAGUGGAUGAUUGUGGGAAGAUGGAGGAAUAUGAGAAGUUCUGUGAGAAAAGUCUUGCCCAAAUACAAAUACAAGAAACAUCUUUAUCUACAGACAACUUUCUGCCUGGUCAGUCUGAAAGCAUCUCACUUAUUCGCUUCCAUGGAGUUGCUGUGCUUUCGCCCCUGCUUAAUAUUGAGAAAAGAAAGGAAAUGCAACAAGAAAAGCAGAAAGCACUUGAUGUAGAAGCAAGAAAGCAGGUUAACAGGAAGAGAGUUCUACUGACUCGUGUCCAGGAGAUUAUUGAAAAUGUUCAGGUUCGAAAAGCACCUCAUGCCUCCGAUUUUGAUUUGUGGGAGACAGAAACAAUUUACUGUCACUCAGACCCUAAAAGCUUGAAUGUACCCAUCGUGUUUCCAACAAGCUUGCCCACAAGCCCCAUUGAAUACUCAACAUCAGUAGAGUUGGAAAAGGCAGCUGGAACUGGGCCAGUGAAUCACGCGGACUGUGGCGAGCCUAAUGGGUUGGACUUAGCGAGGGACACAGAGAUGUCUCAUUCUCUAAGGCAAGGCGAGGGCCCAGCGGUCAGCUGCCCUGAGAAUGAAGCCCCGCUGGAGUCCUCUGCAGGCUACCCAGAGACACUUGUUUCAGGGCGUCCCUGCCCGGCAAUGGAAGAAUCAGAGUUGUCCCUUUCGGAAGAGGGGACUCCGGACCCCUACGUACUAAGUCUGCAGAACCUGAUGAAGAAGUCCAAGGAGUACUUAGAACGAGAACAGUCUAGACGCAGCCUGAGAAGCAGUGGGAAGAAGAGUGACCACGAGAGUCACUCGGACAAAGAGAAUGAGGCUGCUAAAGGGACCGACGUGGAGAAGACAGAGAAGGCUCAGCUAGCGAUGGGCAGACACUGUGGCCCUGUCAUUCCCGACAAACCAAGCCUUAACAAAUCCAAUGUUCUCCUACAGGGGGCGUCUGCCUCUUCAGGCAGCAGGAAUGUGGCUGCCUGGGGGAGCUUGUCGAGAGUGAAUGUCCAAAUGCGAAGUGUCCUUCCCGCCACAGUAGGUCCCCACCCCGAUGGGAAAGCCCUUCCCUCAUUCGUCCCUGAAAAUAAUGUGAUCAGAAGUUUUGCUGGUUCCUUUGCCAAAGUGCCAAGUCCAGAGCCAAGCCUGAGCCCUAAAAUGCAUCCUAGGCGUUGCUGGCCCUCAUCAGCCUGUCAUAUCCUCAUCAAUAAUCCAAUCAACGCCUGUGACCUCAGUCCUAAAGGGAAAGAGCCGGCAGUGGGCUUGGCAGCUCAAGACGCUGAGGAGAAAACCAACAGCCUUGAUACUGUGCCAAAGUUACCAGUGGAUGUGGCAGGGGUUGGUCCACGAAAGAUUCCCAACGACCAAGCUCCCUCAGAAGCUGUCCAGGACAUGGCUGCAGGGAAGACAAGCCAGGUGUGCUCAUCUCCAGGAAGUCCGCUGGAAAACAAAAUCUUGCAUGGACUUACUCUUGGAGAGGGUCAAUCAGCAUCUGACGGGAAGGUCCCCCACAGGGUUGACAGUGCUGGCACUGCAGUGCCAAGACCACACGAGCCAUGCGCUGCCAGCCAGAGUGUGGCAAGUCAGAACGUAGUGGCGGAAGCUGCGGACAGACUCCAGCCGGCUGGCACAUCCGAGAAAAAUUUUGCUAGCACUUUGCAGCUGGAACUGAACAAGUCUUACGAUGUGCACCGCCCCUCUCCAUUACUGAUGCAGAGCCAGAGUGCCCAGCAGCGCCUGGACCCCCACACUUUAUCUGGUGGGAGCGAUCUGUGCAUGGUUACCAGUUUUGAGAAAGUUAAGCGGAAACUGGAUCUAGACAGCGAUGGCGUGCAGAAGGAGAACUGCCCUUAUGUCAUUGCAGCUGGGUUCACGGAGCAGGAAAGACUACCGCUGCCAGAGAAGCGAUUCCCAAGGGGCUCUGUCUACCUGCACAAGAAUAAAAUGCUAGAAAGUCCUUCCAAAGAAGGUGAGGAGAUGCUAAGAAGCAAGAUACUGGCAUUUGAGGAGAUGCGCCAGAGGCUGGAAGAGCAGCAUGCGCAGCAGCUCUCUCUCCUGAUAGCAGAGCAGGAGCGGGAACAGGAGCGACUGCAGAAGGAAAUAGAAGAGCAGGAAAAACUGUUGAAAGAGAAGAAGAUGGUUCUCGAGGAGACCUCGGAGCUGGGCAGUGGGAAGGCGGUGGACGAAUGGAGGAAGAUCAGCGACUCCCAGUUGCUGGAAGUGAUGCUGACUCAGGCUGACUCCCUCCAUAUGCUCAGUUCCAGCAGCUCAGGUUUCACCAGUGCCGCCCUCCAGCACAGCCUGGUUUCUGCGAGUGAAGCACCAUUCUACCUCUGGGGGUCGUCAGCCAGUGGCUUUUCCAAACUCUCCAUCCCACGGCCUUUAGGAAGGGCCAAAGCAAAAUGGUCUCAGGUCUUCAGUGCAGAGGUACAAGCAAAAUUUGACAAAAUAACUGCAGUGGCCAGAGGGUUUCUGACUCGGAGGCUCAUGCAGACAGAUAAGCUGAAACAACUUCGACAGACGGUGAAAGACACUAUGGAAUUCAUCCGGAGCUUUCAGUCAGAAGCACCCCUGAGGAGGGGUGUUGUGUCAGCCCAGGAUGCGUCUCUGCAGGAGAGAGUGUUGGCCCAGCUGCGAGCUGCCCUGUACGGUAUCCACGACAUCUUCUUUGUGAUGGAUGCGGCUGAAAGAAUGUCCAUUCUCCAUCAUGACCGGGAAGUGCGCAAAGAGAAGAUGCUUCGGCAAAUGGAUAAGAUGAAAAGUCCCCGAGUGGCCCUCUCAGCUGCAACACAGAAAUCUCUCGAUCGGAAGAAGUAUAUGAAAGCUGCUGACUUGGGAAUGCCAAAUAAGAGAUUUCUCGUUAAACAAAAUCCUUCUGAAGCAAGAGUUCUUCAGCCAAACCAAGGACAGAACGCACAAGCUCAGAGGCUGCUUAGUAGACAAGGAACCCCUAAGGCAGCAGUGAAGGGGGUUGUGUACAGUAGACAGAAGCCUUCACAGAGCAGAGCACCUGUUCCAGGAGUAUAUGCAGGAAAAAUCCAAAGAAAGCGGCCAAAUGUUGCGACAAUUUAAGAAGACAGCAUUCACUGGGAUAGAAAAGGAAAAAAAAAUAUAUAGGGAGGGUUAGCAGUUAUAUCCCUCCUGCCUAAGAAUGACUUCACCCUGGGCUCUGUUUCUAUGUCAUGUCAUGUCAAAGGGCUGGAUAAUUGGGUCAGUCUGGCUGAUUCUGACCUCAUCUCUCCCCUUUUCUAACUAUUAUAGGCUUGGAUUAAGACAUAUUCAUGUUUGGUAAUCAACUCCCCUCUCUUAAUCUAGAUGAACAUAAGUUUGUUCUGUCUACUCAGCUGUUUGCAGGGAAGCUUUUUUUUUUUUUUUUUUUUUUUUUUUAUAAAUUUUUAAGGGACAUAUGGGCUUAUUUCUAUGAAAUACUGAAAAGGUUGUGUUGAAGGAUCAAUAAGUUCCAGAAUAGAAAUGUCCUUCAUUUUCUGCACAGGGUGAAUUUGAUAAGUCAGAUACUGUUGUAUUCAAGGGGGGCAGGGGAGAGAUUAUGACAGAAGGAUUUUUCUUUCUUUUUGCAUUUGGACCUUUCCAAACUGCUUCCUCUCACUUGCUCAUCAGCAAAGCACUUGCCUUCUAUGCAUGAGGCCUUGGGUUCUACCUCCAGCCCUGCAAAUCUAGCUUUCAGUUCUCUCAGUCUGUGUUUUCUUGGACUUGGUAGAGUUGCUGCAUAGGAGACGCCUGCAGGUCCACAUCCAACUACCAGAGUGGCUGGGAGUCUCCUGAUUCCAAGCACAUACUCCACUCAACACUUGCCUCUUUACAGAAUGUUAGGUUUGUUGUAUAGGUAGGUUGUUACCUACCCAUCCCCACCCCCUGGGCACUUGAAAUUAUUGCUACUAACCUGUAGUCUUUCCUGUGAAGGGUAACAGAGUUGGGAAGACAGCACAACCUGAUUGAAUGUAGUAGCUCCUACGAAGGCUUUAUUCUACCCACUUCUAGAAAUCAAGGGGACCCUCCUGCAUGCAUUUAGAGCUUCCAUUGCUGUAGUUCUCUGUAGUCUCUUGCAUCAUAGUUGGCCUUUGCUAGCAUGCAUGAUUAGGAAAGAUUAAAGGGCUAUCUGAUACAAUGCACUCCUGAUUUUUCACUUUGGGAUAGUAAUACUUAGUGGAAAUUCUGCAUUACUGAUGUCUGAGGAUUCCUGUCACUAACCUGUUCACUUAAAACAAGAACCAAAAAAAAGUUAA